This is a messenger RNA of Dromiciops gliroides (monito del monte), 1600 nucleotides long. RefSeq names its product tripartite motif containing 54 (gene TRIM54). The transcript is spliced from 9 exons. Bases 388 to 1482 code for a protein of 364 amino acids. Gene Ontology annotation, molecular function: zinc ion binding. The record is from RefSeq and is a predicted model, not a curated record. Lineage: Eukaryota; Metazoa; Chordata; Mammalia; Microbiotheria; Microbiotheriidae.
AGGAACAAACAGCAGCUUCUAAAUUGUAAGCAACAGUCGGCCAUUCGGGGAGCAGGAGAUAAGACUAUCCCAGGAGUGAGGGAAGAGCCAUCCCAGGCGUGAGGGCAAGACAAAACUUCCUUCAUCUGCCCAGGCACUCAGAAUAGAAAAGUAAAGAGAGUAAAAAACAGCUAUCCAGAGAAAGAAAGAAAAUCAAUUGGCCACUUAGGGGUCACAAAGUGGCUUGAUUAAGGGACAGAGCGGGGGAGACAGAAACAAUUUUAAGGAAAAUCUAGGCAGACUCUAGUAAAAAGGAGAGGGCCAACAGCUGAAGACAGACUCACAGCUGAGAGAGUAAGCCAAAGUUGGAAAAAAGGCCAAAAAGGGGUGGGCACAACCACCGAGGGGAUGAACUUCGCAGUGGGUUUCAAGCCGCUGCUGGGGGAUGCACACAGCAUGGAUAACCUGGAGAAGCAACUCAUCUGCCCCAUCUGCCUGGAGAUGUUCUCCAAGCCAGUGGUGAUCCUACCUUGCCAGCACAACCUAUGCCGCAAGUGUGCCAAUGAUGUCUUCCAGGCCUCAAAUCCUCUGUGGCAAUCCCGGGGUUCUACCACAGUGUCCUCUGGGGGACGGUUCCGCUGCCCAUCCUGUAGGCAUGAGGUUGUUCUGGAUAGACAUGGUGUCUAUGGACUGCAGCGCAACCUACUGGUGGAGAAUAUCAUUGACAUUUACAAGCAGGAGUCUUCACGGCCCCUGCAUUCUAAGGCAGAGCAGCACCUAAUGUGUGAGGAGCAUGAGGAGGAAAAGAUUAACAUCUAUUGCCUAAGCUGUGAGGUGCCCACCUGCUCCCUCUGCAAGGUGUUUGGUGCUCACAAGGACUGUGAGGUGGCACCACUGCCCAAUAUCUACAAACGUCAGAAGAGUGAGCUGAGCGAUGGUAUUGCCAUGCUGGUGGCUGGAAAUGACCGGGUCCAGGCAGUCAUUACUCAGAUGGAAGAAGUGUGCCAGACUAUUGAAGACAACAGCCGCAGGCAGAAGCAACUACUGGGACAGAGGUUUGAGACAUUGUGUGCUGUGCUGGAAGAGAGGAAAGCAGAACUGCUUCAGGCCCUUGCUCGGGAGCAGGAGCAGAAGCUUCAGCGGGUUCGAGGGCUCAUCCGUCAAUAUGGAGACCACUUGGAAGCCUCAUCCAAGCUUGUGGAGUCUGCCAUUCAGUCCAUGGAAGAGCCACAGAUGGCUCUCUACCUCCAGCAGGCCAAGGAGCUGAUUAAAAAGGUUGGGGACAUGGCAAAGGUGGAGUUGGCUGGGCGGCCAGAACCAGGCUAUGAAAGCAUGGAACAGUUCUCAGUGAGCGUGGAACAUGUGGCUGAGAUGCUCCGGACAAUUGACUUCCAGACUGGGGGUUCUGGGGAAGAAGAAGAAGAGGAAUUGGUGCUGGAAGGAGAGGAUGGGAGUGCUGGAGCUGAGGAAGAGAGACUGGAAGCUUCAGAGGGUCUGCACUGACUCUGCCUUAAGAAAAUCCCCAAGAUCCCUGCAGGCAUAUAAGAAUAACUCAGAAGACACUGGGAGAGAACGAGUCUCCGCUGCCCUGAGGCUCAAUAAAGGAUGUGAUUGCCUUCUG